UUUUCUGUGACAUCACGCGGUCGAGGAGGAUUUAGACCGUGAUUCCUCGGCGACCCGCGAGAGUGUUACGACCAGCGUUGCAGACACUAUUCGCCAUGACUUCAGGAACGCGCGGGCGGCUGCGCGUGCAACGUGGCUGUCCCUAGGGUUCAUACAGCGAAUUUUGGCCCCAGCAUCCGUCGGACAGCCGCGCGGCGGCGCAUCUAUUAACACGAAAGCAUCGCGAGAGCGCACGACGCCGCUGCGCCGUAACACACAAAACACGCAGGCAGCCAUGGCGAACUUCUCGAAGACGACGCCCGGCAGCGGCGGCGACCUCGACAGCGAGUUCCACUCGCUGACCGAGUACCUCAUGACGACGCUCAAGGACCAGGAGUUGACCGUGCUCAUGAGCCAGAUGGCCCUGGCCUGCAAGGCCACGAGUAGAGCGUGCGCGAAAGCGGGGAUUGCCAAUCUCUUUGGGAUGGCCGGCGACCAGAACUCGAGCGGAGACGACCAGAAGAAGCUGGACGUCCUGUCGAACGACAUCUUCGUCAACGCUCUGCUGAAGAGCGGCUCGUGCUGCGUUUUGGUGAGCGAGGAGAACGAGGAGCCGAUCAUCGUGCCCGAGAAGGACGCGGGUCGCUUCUGCGUCUGCUUCGAUCCGUUGGACGGGUCGUCGAACAUCGACUGCAACGUGUCGACCGGUACGAUCUUCGCCGUCUACGAGAAGAAGACCCCCGGCAAACUCGGCAGUGUGGCGGACGUCCUCCGAGUCGGCUCAGACAUCGUCGCGGCCGGCUACUGCAUGUACGGCGCCGCGACGGAGUUGGUGCUGUGCUUCAAGGGCCAGUCGGUCCAGCGCUUCGCCUUGGACCCGUCGCUCGGCGAAUUCGUGCACACGCAUUCCAACGUGACGUUCCCCAGUGGCGGCGGCAAGAAAAUUUAUUCGUGCAACGAGGGCAACUUCCCGUACUGGGACCAGCCCAUCAAGGACGCCGUGACCGAGUUCAAGGCCAAGAAGUACGCGCUGCGGUAUGUCGGUUCCAUGGUCUCUGACGUGCACCGCACGAUCCUGUAUGGUGGCGUGUUUGUGUACCCCGCUGAUAGCAAAUCGCCGAAGGGCAAGCUCCGCGUUUUAUACGAGGGCUUCCCCAUGGCGUUGCUCGUGGAAUGCGCCGGCGGCAAGGCGUCGACGGGCAUGUUCAACGGGUCCGUGCAGCGCAUGUUGGAUCUGGAGCCGACGCACGUCCACGAGCGGUGCCCCGUGAUCCUCGGGUCGCCGCGCGACGUGGACUUCAUCCUCUCGAAGUACAACUAAAUGGGGCGCGUCGGCCGGCGCCCGUCGUAACUAUGACUAUGACUAGA
Messenger RNA from Pelagomonas calceolata, 1347 nucleotides. Lineage: Eukaryota; Pelagophyceae; Pelagomonadales; Pelagomonadaceae. The record is from the annotation of a GenBank genome assembly.